AUGAAGAUAGACUUCAAGCGUCUCAACGCAGUCACCAUCUCCGACACCUACCCGAUCCCUGAUAUAGCAUCUGCCUUGUCCAGUCUUGGGGAGGCAAAGCUGAUUACCACUCUUGACUUAACGUCCGGGUUCCACCAAAUUCACAUGAACGGAAACUGCAGUCUGCCAUACCAAAAUGUGGUGGAAGCUGUGGAGUUCGCAGAACCCUCAAUUUUUACCAACGGAACCUGCCUGCUAUACGUGAUGGCGUUACCCAAAGUUGUGGACAUCCGAUACAAGCUAAUGCUCCUCUAUCCGACGAUCACGGAGGGUAAACAGGUGGUGCUGGAGUAA
Molecule: messenger RNA, 333 nt
Organism: Drosophila biarmipes
Lineage: Eukaryota; Metazoa; Arthropoda; Insecta; Diptera; Drosophilidae
Exons: 2
Coding region: 1-333 (110 amino acids)
Source: RefSeq, a predicted model, not a curated record